Molecule: messenger RNA, 30628 nt
Organism: Podarcis lilfordi (Lilford's wall lizard)
Lineage: Eukaryota; Metazoa; Chordata; Lepidosauria; Squamata; Lacertidae
Source: the annotation of a GenBank genome assembly
GCAGAGGGGCGAGGCAGGGGAGGCUGAGCAGCUCGGGCCCGUCCCUCUCCGCCUAGGACCCAGCGGAAACCCCUGCCCAUCUCCCCGGCUCGACGGGAGAGGCGCCGUCCCCCUCCCCUGCUCGAGGUGCCCGGGCGGAGGGAGGGUGGAGCCGGAGAACGCGACCCCCCCCCACCCCGUCCAGCUGCGUCGCCAGGCUCUCUUUCCCCGCCCCCGGCCCCUUCCCUCGUGGGGGCGAAAGGAAAAGCGGCGAGCCAGCUGUUGCUGCGAAGAUGGCGAGCCGCCGCGUCUUCUGGCUGCUCUUCUGGCACUUGGGCUUCCUGGGCUGUAAGUCGCUUCUCUGUCUUGGCCUCUCCUUCCCCGCAGGGCAGCGGCUCUCCCUCUUUCUCUCCUGGGGGGAGAGGGCGCUCAGCUCGCCUGAAAAACCCCAAGUCCUUCCUCGCCGCCGCGCAGCCAAGUUCGCCGCCGCCGCCGCCGCCUCCUUGCGAGGAGCAUCUGGUUGUUUUUUCCAGGGAGCGACGCCAGCAAGUGGCUCCCUCUCUUUUCGCUUACAAAAGGUCCACCUCCUCCCGGUAGGGAAGAGCAACCUCGCCUCUCCCGGCUUCUCUGGGCUGUCUCCUCUUUCGGGCUGACUCUUCCUACUAGGCGGUACUGCCGCGAAGCAGAGGACGGGGCUCGCCCUCCCCCGCCCCAGCCGCCGCUCGAUUUGAUUUGAUUAGCGAGGCCGGCUGGAAACGCGCUGGCCGCCCCAGGAGGCAGGCGCACGCGGCGGGGAAGCCGAGGCUUAAAGCGGAGCGGCGCCUGCUGGGGGUCUGUUAACCAGGCAGGGCCGCAGGAGGGCACCGGGGUCAGCUGGUGUCAAUUCCCAACGCGCGCUUUAAUUGAGAACGCUGCAAUCUUAGGAUGCUCAUUUGCCCAAAGCGUUUAAGGUGCAUGGGCGUGUCCCUUCACACUUGCCUUGCUUCUAAGCCUGUAUGAGAAUUGGUUGGAAGGAGACUGCUGUGCACACCUGCUGUGGAAUGAGUCCCGUGGAAUCUGGGGAAAGAUAGCUAUUAUGAAGGAGUUUGGGGGUAUUUGAGAGAUGGGGACCAGGGGCUCUCCACAAGUGCUUUUGUCCGCCAGCUCCCAUGAGCCACAGCCAACAUCACCUGUGGUCAGGACUGUUGGGAGUUGCAAGGGCCUCAGUUUCCCCAGCCCUAGUCUAAAGUGUGUGUUGAAAGUGGUUGAAAGCCUUGCUAAGCAGUUUUGAGACAUAGAAAUCUGGAUUUAUUUUUAAGUGGGAUUUCUACUUUGUUUAGGAGAGGGGAAAUCCUGUACAUUUUUACUUGCGAGUUGGCUCACCUGAGCUCAGUGGGACUAAGUUCUGAGGCAACAUGCCUAGGAUCUGGCUAUAAGACUUACUCCAGGCUGCCUCAGCCUCAGCCCUCCAGAUGUUUUUGGCCUACAACUUCCAUGAUCCCCAGCUAGCAGGACCAGUGGUCAGGGAUGAUGGGAAUUGUAGUCUCAAAACAUCUGGAGGGCCGAGGUUGCGGAAGCCUGACUUAUUCCCAUGGAAGAUUGCAGCUGUGACACACAAGACUGGAUUCACCCCGCUGAUUACUAUGGACUCACAGCGUUUUCAGUGCUGGGUUGUAAAUCCAUGUUCACACAAAUUGAAGCCCAGGUGUGAACAACUGGAGUGGGGGGAAGCUGUGAAAAGCAUGGUCCGGGGAACUAACUUCACUGUACUCUAAGACUGUAAAGUAAGCACACCUGAAGUUCCACUGAGUUCAGUGGAGCUUUCUGCCAAGUACGUAUAGGAUUCUGCAGCCAUGCACCAUGAACCGAAACAUCUCACUUGGGACUAAACCUAGAGUUUAAUGGAACCUGCUGUCUGAUAAAUGUGCCUUAGGCAGUUGACUUGGAAGUAAAAUACAUUGAACAAGUGGGCUGUACAUUGGUUGUAUAUUGUGUGAAGAAAUACAAAAGAGACUCGUGGGCUUGGCAACUAUAUUAUUUAUUACUUGACCUAAACCACUGAGCCUUGGGCUUGCCGAUCAGAAGGUUGGCGGUUUGAAUCCCCGUGAGGGGGUGAGCUCCCGUUGCUUGGUCCUAGCUCCUGCCAACCUAGUAGUUCGAAAGCACAUCAAAGUGCAAGUACAGUGGUACCUCGGGUUAAGUACUUAAUUCAUUCUGGAGGUCCGUUCUUAACCUGAAACUGUUCUUAACCUGGAGCACCACUUGAGCUAAUGGGGCAUCCUGCUGCCUCCGUGCCGCCGGAGCACGAUUUCUGUUCUCAUCCUGAAGCAAAGUUCUUAACCUGAAGCACUAUUUUUGGGUUAGCGGAGUCUGUAACCUGAAAAGUAUGUAACCUGAAGCGUAUGUAACCUGAGGUACCACUAUAGAUAAAUAGGUACUGCUCCAGCGGGAAGGUAAAUGGCGUUUCUGUGCGCUGCUCUGGUUUGCCAGAAGCGGCUUAGUCAUGCUGGCCACAUGACCCAGAAGCUGUCUGUGGACAAACGACGGCUCCCUUGGCCAGUAAAGCAAGAUGAGUGCCGCAACCCCAGAGUCGUCCACGACUGGACUUAAUGGUCAGGGGUCCCUUUAUCUUUACUAAAGGAAUUGUUGGAAAAAAUUGCAAAAGGAAAGGUGCACAAAGUGAUAUUUUGAUGUGCCUGAGACUGAAACUUUUAAGAGACUUAAAUUUUUAUAUCGCAAUUCACAAGAUUAUUCAAAAUGAUUUGUGUGCUAAAGCAUUUUCUUUUGUGUUUCAGAAAGAUAAUCAAGCAUUGUUGUGAUACUUAAUCUUGCAAUUUAAAAUAAAUUCAGCAGUUUCAGAUUCUGUGCUUUUCAUCUUUUCUAGAAGAAACCUGUUUUUGAAAAUUGAAGUUAGCCGUUUGGGGGAGAGUUGCAUGUAGUUAGUCUUGCCUAGGGUUCAAAAUAACCUGGCACCAGCACAUUCAAAGCACAUUCAAAGCACAUUAUUUCCCUCACAGAAUUAUGGACCCUGUAAUUUACUCCUCACAGAGCAAUUCCCAGCAACCAUUAACAAACAACAGUGCCCCAAAGGACUGGUCUUCAACUCGUGGGUCACAGCCUGAUCCAAGGUGGGUUGCAACAGGAGCACUACCACCCUGCAAAUGUAUGGUAAAAGAUUAAGAAAUGGGUCCCCAAAUGCAUGUUUGGGUUAAAAGUCGGUCCUAGGUCUGAAAAUAUUGAAGAUAUGUUUUAAAGGUAUAACAACAUCUUCAAACAUCCACAUCAAACUGGUUAAGGAAUCAAAACAUUCAUUCCUUUCUUAGGAGGGUUAUGAAACAUAUGGGGGGGUUGUUUUGUUUUUAUUUUUCUUUAAAAAAGAUUGUCAGAGCCCCUGAAAGCAAAAGUAGCAAGCAUGAAAACAAUCAAAAGCAUGCCCUCAAAGAUUAUGUUUUCUCUUGAUAAAUAUAACUUCAAUGAAGAUAAGAGGGGGGAAGUGGAGAAAAAUGCCCCACCCAAGAACUGUGUUGAACACAGAUAGGUGAAGCCAAACCACACAGCUGUGAAAACAAUGUGUAUUGAAAUAUGUCGGAUAUCUGACUAGUAUGCUUGUUAAGCUUUAAUUCCCGGCAGAUUUGGUACUUUGUACUUGUACACUGUAGUGAUUUCAAAUUGAUGUGAUUAUUGGAAGAUUUGAUAUGUUUCUGCUUUGAUGGCUUAAUAUAAUUUUAGAAAUUGUUCCCUGUCUGCAUUUUCCCUGUCCCAAGAUCCUUCCAUAAAUCAGGAUUACACCUAUCAAUGAAAGAUAUCUUCCUCGUAGCAUUUUUCACACAAGAUGCAAAUUACUUUGAUAUUGUGUUGGGAACUGAUUUUAAUUUCAAUUAAGCUUUGUAUAGUAAAGAAUUGUUCCAGAGCUAUCCAAUGUUUAUAAGCUCAAAUUGUACUGUUAUGGAUUAAGUUGGUGUUAGAAUUUAAUUAAUGUUGGGCUGUUGGAACAGGGAAGUAGCAAGACCUGUGUGUGUUUAAGAUGUGUGUUAGCUGCUAUUAAUCCUCUGGAAUUAGCGUAUGUGGAGAGACAAUUAACCUAGGCAAAGUACAGAAGUUGUGUAUCAGCCAUCCUCUUUAAUCCAAGGCAAUCAGUACAAAGCUAGUUUUGUUUGAGGCAGUAACCUGGGGGGUAAUGAUCCAUUAGCACAACAAAGCAUCAAAGAACUAGGUGUAAGAAUGCAAAGACCAGGGUUUAGGUUAGCAAGCGCAUAACAGGUGGGAUGUGGCAGGGUAGGGAUGAUGCUGCUGCCUUUGGAAGAAGCUGGCGUCCACUUGGGAUGUGAUGUUUGAAACCUCCACAGUAGGCACUGGUUUUAUAUGUGCGUAAUUAAACCAUGUAUCAUAAAGACACCACAGUGGAAUGCAUCCACUGUGAAACUUGAAACUCCUAGAGCUGUAUCCGGCUAAGUUCUACUCAGAGCUGUUGUUGGCAUCCGUCUGUCUCAGUGGAGUGUGCCUCCGAAGGUGAAGUCAAACCACUGGAGAAUCACAGAAAUUAAUGGACUUGCUACUACUAUUUUUAAGAAUGCUACCAACUUGAUGGACACUUUCAAAUCCUGCCACAUAUUUACAGAAAAGCCAGGCUGGUAGUUGCCAGGGACGUGGAUGCAUUGCACUGACAAGCUGUUAACUCUCAACCUCCGGUUUUUCAAUGAUGGUAAUGAUAAUAAUGGUUAAAAGUGCUACAUAAAUGGUAAGCCAGGAUAAGUCUUGCUACAUUUGACAGUACUGUAAAGUGCAAUUCUCUUCUGCUUUGUUGAGAAGCUUCAUGGGCUCUCUUAAAUACUAAUCCUGAAUCUGAACAAAGAAAAGUUCUCAGCAUUUUUUGUAUUGCCCAGUUUUGUUGCAAAGCUGAGGUAAUGCAAUCUGCUGCAGUUUCCUGAGUCUAAAGCCCUGCAGAAAAAAAGCCAUGAAGGUUGGGGUUCUUCUUCUUUGUAAGAUCCUGGGUCAGCGUGCUAAUAUUCAUGAAUGGUUUUUCUGCUUUACUGCCUUUGUAAGAGCUUGGAGCAGAGAGCUGCAUAGCAACGGAGGCUUCCUUAGAGAUUCACCUUCAGCGACAGGCUCUUCCUUUUGUAUAAAAGAAGGGAAGUGAAAAAUGCAACAGUUGAGGCCACUUAAAAGUAGCACCGUUAACCCAACAAAUGAGGCACAGAGCAAAAUGCCGUGCUGCUGUGCGUUUUCCUGUUUGCCUUGCCAUUGUUCUGUGUCAUCUGUAUCCUAUCUGCCCCAUUUGCGUUUGCUUUUUGUAUAAACAGUUGUUUUUAAAAAGACCUAAAUAAGGGCAAGAGGCUUGAGUUGAAAGUUUGCAAUUGUUAGCUUACUACAAAAAGUGCCAGUUGAUCUUUAUCAUACAAAGAUUGCUUUCUGUUUUUAAAUUAUUAUUUUUUUAAAAAAAGUAAGAUUACAUGACAUUGUUUUUGCAUUAUUAUGUAAAACUUUAAGGGUUUAAUUCUAGAUUCCAACAGUAGUUCAGGGCACUGCAAUGCCUGCGGAAGGCAAGCUGUAGCUCCACACUGGAUCACAUGCUUUGUAAGCACAUAGUCCAAUGCUCAGUCCCCCAUACGUCUCGUUCAAGGAUAGCUAAUGUGGCUUCCUCAAACGUUGGCAGCAGGGCCCAAUAGUCAGGGUUGAUGGGAGUUGUGCUCCAACAAUGCUUGGCAGGCCACAUGUUCCCAAUCCCUGAUGUAGUGGGUGACAUAUUGGUUGCUUAGUUAUUUUAUUAUUAAUUACAUUUCUAUACUGCCCUUCAUCCAAAGAUCACAGGAUGGUUUACAAUAUAAAAAUGCAAAAAGCACAUACAAUAAACAAACAAACAAAUACACAACAAUACCCACGGUGUAAAAGGCCAUAGAUUGUUUAAUUAGCCAAAGGCCUGGAAAAAGAGGAAUGUUUUUGCCUAGCACCUAAAGAUAUGUAGCGAGGCUUUGAGAGUCAGCUUGGCUGCAGUCUGUUUUGGAAGCGAUAAAUUACUGGCUACCAGUGCACCAACAAUAUCUGAAGGGCCCCAUGUUGCCUGGCUUUGCUCUAGUUCAUGGGUAGGCAAACUAAGGUCCGGGGGCCGGAUCCGGCCCAAUUGCCUUCUAAAUCCAGCCUGCGGAUGGUCCAGGAAUUAGUGUGUUUUUACAUGAGUAGAAUGUGUCCUUUUAUUUAACAUGCAUCUCUGGGUUAUUUGUGGGGCCUGCCUGGUGUUUUUACAUGAGUAGAAUGUGUGCUUUUAUUCAAAAUGCAUCUCAGGGUUAUUUGUGGGGCAUAGGAAUUUGUUCAUUCCCCCCCCCCAAAAAAAACCCAUAGUCUGGCCCCCCACAAGGUCUGAGGGACAGUGCACCAGCCCCCUGCUGAAAAAGUUUGCUGACCCCUGCUCUAGUUAAAGCAUCUUCCAUGGCGUAGCUGUAGAAGAGACAUCUGGGGGGUUGCUGCCUCUGAAGAAGCUGUUCUGGGUUUGAUGUUUUCAAUGGUCUGAGCAGUAUAGCGUGUACCGAGUCCAGUAUACUGUGUACUGAAGCCAGAGAGCCUGUGUGCUGAGGCCCAGGUGGCUUCCAUAAUCUAGUCAAAGGGUGUCAUCAAAUACUACUGUUCCACUAGCACAGCAGACUACCCUAAUGGGACUUUUCUCUCCUUUUCUUCAGUUUCCCAUGCACCGUCAAAAUCUGCUCCAAGGAAUUGGAGAACUCCCUGCCCCAGAGCAGAUUAUGAGGUUGUGCAGAGAAGGGAGAGGAAAGGGAAACCCGACUGUACAAGUAGCAUUCUGCAUGCGCGCGCACACACCCAAAGUACCUGGGAGGUGUAGCGACCUUGGCAGUGUGUAGGAUGGCUGUAGUCAAACGAGGAAGUAGUUCUUCUAUCCGUAGCAGUUGUACAGGUGAGGAAAUUUUGGCCACUGUAUCUUUCCCCAGCACAUCAUGCAGCAACACAAAAUUCUUUCCUCUACACAAUUAUCACACACAUGAUACAUUUGUUGUACAAAGGUGCAACAGGGUUUGCAAUCUUAGUGGAUCUUGCAUUCCUGUAAAAAAAAAAUAUUAAAGACAUGAAGCAUUUUCAUUUUGCAGCCAUUUGGACAACAUUUGCAUUUUUAGGCUUCAUAAAUUGGCAGCGUUUCCAACAACUUUGUUGCUAUGGAAAUAAACUCUGUGCAGCUCUUACAAUAGCAGUGUAAGUCGAUUAUUUGUGAGACACUAAGCUUUUUUAAAGACGCCUGACCCCCAUUUUCCUAUUCAUUGCCAAGAAACAGAAGAGGCAGCAAAAAUCUCAAGCCUGGUUCAAAGUUAAGUUUGGGCAUUUUUAUCCUGUUGAUGCUUACCAAAAGAAACUGAAAAAUAUUUAUUCAAUUUAUAAAUCAAAAGCAUUAUGGGAAGAAAAAGGAUCUUUGUGCAGAAUCUUCAAAGUUUUCUGUUACUGAAUUGUGUCCUUAAUUCAUAGAUGUAUGUAGUAAUAUUGUGCUCAAGGAACUCAGUGCAACUCCCACUGAAAGCAAGCGGUUAAUGAGGUUGGAUGGGUCUUGAAAUCUCAGUUUCUCAUUUCACCUCCCCACCCCGGUUCCAUCUUAAAUUCAGUUCACCACAUGCCUACAUCAGUUGUUGGUGGUGGUGGUUGUUUUUUAAAUCUCUUGAAAAUAUGUCUUUAUUUUAGUGCAUAUUUCUCUUAAUAUACACUUUGCAUGCAAUUUUGCCUAAUAGGGUGUCUUUUUCUUUGACAGUUUCACUAAUGUAAUGCAUUUUAUAUACGCUUUCCCCUGAUAUGCACAUUUUUAAUACACUUUUUGGGGGUUGAUGAACUGCAUUGCAAAAUUUGCAGGACUGUGAAUUACAAAGGAUAGCUGUGCUUCAGUUUACUUGCUCUUUUGGGAAGUGAGAAUUGGCUAGAUCCAGAUUAAAAUCCAAACCAAACUGAAUUUCUUCCCCAUCCUAGUGGUUAAUAAUGUGUGCUGGUAAAGGUCCAAGCCUGCAAGAAUAGUGCACAUACAUCUCAGGUCCAGGAUGCUUUUUAAAACAUAUAUUAAAAAAUGUGUUAACUUACAUGUGAUUUUGUAUGUGCAUGUAUUGCAUUCAGAAAGGUGGUUCAUGUGAGGUCUGCCCUACUGGAUUCACACACAAAAAACAUUUGUUUUAGCUUUGAAAAGUUCUAGUCAAAAUUUCCCCACCUCACCUUUUGUCUGAGCUUUCUUGUUAUUUAAUUCUCAGUUAUGUGUAUAAGGAGUCUUUCAGUUAACGUUUUUAUAAAUUUCUCUGUUCAGAAUUCUGGAACACAUUCACAGUUCCUAAAAAUGUUUCCAAAGUAACUGAAGACAAAGGUGAAAGUUUGCAUGCAUUUGUUUUUUCUCCUGAAAAUGGCAAACAGUAAACUAUUUCAAUGGGGGGUGGGGGUGAGGAAACAGUCCUUACUAGCAACCAGCAAGAACAGUAGUAGAAAAAAUGCUGACUUUUGAAAUAUAUGUAUAUUUAUUUCCCUCUAAUUAUACUGCCUGUAUUAUUUAAUAGCAGCGGUGGUAAGACUAACUGUAAAUUGCAUAGUGGAAACACACAUUUUAUUUAAUGCACAAACACAUGCACACAUUUCCUAGAUUAUUUAUUAGUUUAAAUCAAAGUAGAAAAAUGGUGGGGAAGGGGUAGCCAGAAAAAUGCUUCAUAACUUUAGAUGAAAACGUGUAGUCAUCUUUAGAAGCUUUAGAUGAAUUGCUGGUAUUCAAAAAGCCUUAUGCAUGCAGCCCAGAUUGGUUUCAGUGGGACUGAAGUGCAACAAACUUGGCCUGGCUCCAACAGAGCUGUUAGCACACUCAGAUGCAGAGUAUCAUUAGAGGGAGUGCUUAUAUUCAUAUUCCAUGUGGAAUCACCACACUUGGUAUGGUCUGACCUGUAAAUGGGAGCGAAUCGUAAUAUUUAUGGAAGGGAUUUGAAAUGCAGCCCCCUAAAUUGAAAGGUUCUCAAGACUUUCACCAUCCCUAUUGGAUAAUCCUCAGUCUUCCCUGAAAAGACCAGAGAAUAUCAUUUCCAGUUGCACAACUUGGCUGCGCAACUUAGAAUCAUUGUUGAGCCAUAGUCAUAACAUGAAAAUUAUAACCUUCCCCUCCCUCUGCCUUCUUUGGCUGGUUGAAGUAUUGAUGUUGAGAAUUGUGCGAAAGGAUGUUGUAGUGCAACAGUACAAAAAACUGCUUAUCCCUGGUGUUGCUCAGCUGAAACCCGAGUGAUUCUUUUAAGGGCAAUUUACAUUUCAUCUGAUCUGAUGUUUAAAUACAUGAUCCAGAACUGUACCUAGAGUUAAAAUACAGUGUACAUUUGGCACUGAUGCAGGUGUAUAGAAAUAAGAGUUGCACUUGUAGAUUAAAAGAAGAAAAGGACUCUGAAAUACAUUUGCACAUGCAUAGUUAAAAAAAAUUAACUAGUUAGUUUGAUCUCCUUUGCAGGCAACAUGAUUUAAGCAAACAGCCCAACUGUAUGACUGCAGAGGACAUUUACUUGAUUGUGAAUGGACUUUGCAAUGUAAAGGCUUUCUUUUUCAUUUCAGAUUAUAAAGCGUAUGGAAUCGUCGUAGAGACAGACACGAAAGAUGUUACAGCAAACGAAUUUGAGGGUACAGUAUGUGUAUGACUGUGUACGUCUUGUAUCAAUGGAUAAGUGAAAGUCCUUAGAUGAAUUUUAAAAGGCUGUUUGAUAAAAGUGCAGUGGAGUGAUGCAAUGGAUACAGCAGCAACAAAAUGAAGUUGGAUUGUAUAUAUAAAAAAAGUAAUCCCAUUUGUCCCCCUCAACUGAGUGCCCCCAAAUCUAUUCUAUUCCCAAGCCUCUGGAGCAGAUUUUGUGUGCAUGUGCGGUGGGACGGGUUCAGAGAAAGAAGAGCAGGAAGAACUUUGGUUGCAUAAGCAGAAGUCCUUUCAUAAACAGGGUGACAUUGUUAUAUACAAACCUGUGGGUGCUUCCAGACAGGUGUUUGGUGUGAAAUGGAUGUUUCAAGUUUUUUGCAAUGUCUAUAUAAUAUCAUUGGCGUUGAAAUGCCAGUCUGUACAUAUACAAUACUGGUAAAUGGAUUAUUUGCAUUUCUGUGAGAGAAAGUGAGGCACAAAUGCAUUUUACAGGGCCAAAUUCAUUAAUUAUUGGGCAUUAAUUAUAAGGACCUAUGCUUAGGACCAGAUCCUGAAGCUCAGGCUCCAAUACUUUGGCCACCUCAUGAGAAGAGAAGACUCCCUGGAAAGACCCUGAAUGUUGGGAAAGAUUGAUGGCACAAGGAGAAGGGGAGAAGAGAGGACGAGAUGGUUGGACAGUGUUCUUGAAGCUACCAACAUGAGUUUGACCAAGCUGCGGGAGACAGUGGAAGACAGGAGUGCCUGGCGUGCUCUGGUCCAUGGGGUCACGAAGAGUCGGACACGACUAAACAACAACAAAUGCUUAGGACCUACGGUUUCUGAAACUUUUGAAAUACAAACAAAGAACUGGCUCAAGCUGUGAACCUAGGGGGUAGGAAAUAUGAAGGCUUGGCUCCAGGCCUUCUGUACACAUACUAUUAAUAUUCUCUGCCAGUGCACAGCCACAGUGAGUGUUCUUUAGGGUCACAAUUCAUGCAGUGUAAAGGUAAAACCGUACAGUUGGCUGUUGCUCUUCGUGAAUGGAAUGUGCCCCUGGGAACACUUCCAGAAUCGUCUGCAACAUGCACAGCAGGGAUGGGGGAACUUUUUCAACUUGGGGGCCACAUUUCCUGCUGGGCAGCCUUCCAGGGGCCAGAUGCCAGUGAUGGGCAGGGCCAGAGGCAAAAGUGAACAGAGUGACAAAUGUGAAUUCUGUACUUGUACAGUAGGCUAGCUUCUUCACACACUCACACCCCCGCCCUGUCCUCCAUUUGUACAAGCAUGAGGCAUAACCAGAAUUAAAGAACUUACUCUAGCCCAGCAAAAACAGUGAAGGAAGGUGUGAAGCAGGGCUGACAAGGGGUGUGGCCUGGGCUGUGGCUAGGGAGGGUGUGUGAGUUGAGGAGAAUCCCAUGGGCUAGAUACAGAGGUGUAGAGGGUCAUAUUUGGCUGCAGGUCUGAGGUUCCCCACCUAUCAUAGACAGACUCCAUUGCAGAUGUGCAUGGAUUUGUUGACAGAGAGGUCAAUAUGAAAAGCUAGGCGAUGACUCUAAAAUCACAAGAUGCCUUUAAUAUAACGAGAAGAAGCUAUAAAGGGAAUGUGUACUUGCAAUGGAUGGAACUCUGUACACAGCCCUGUAGAGCUUUGGGUUAUUGUCAGAAUCAUGUGCUUUGAGUCUGUUUUAACAAUUAAUCUGUGAACAAAUGUUUUCUUGCUCUCUCUUUCUGUAUUUUUUUUCCCCAUUUCCCACCCAUGUGUGUAUAUCUCUCUGCAUGUUUUGUUUCGUUUGAGUAUCUUUAUUGGCUGUUCUGCUGUGGGCUGCCAAGAAAGGUCACUUGGCAUCGUUUAGGCUGUUAUCCCCUUCCACAGCAUUUCCCCUUGCCAGAACAAAAUGGGAACUAGUACAGUGUGCCAACUGUAACAAAUAUAGACGACCUGAUGUGAAAUAAAGAACAUGGGUCCUCAAUGGAAGAGUCAGUAAUUGUGUUAGUCCGAUCGUUUUCUCAGUUAGUGGCUUUGCAUUUGCUGUGAUUGGUUUGAAAGAUAUUACUGUAAAUCCACACUUAACGUUUGUCUCAUGUUUUCUUCUGUUUGUCCCAUGAUUUCUAGACACAGGUCUGAUGAGGUUUUUUUUUCCAUUCUGCUGCUUUCCCUGGGAAAACCAACUGUUUACUGCUGAAUCAGAACAAACAUCAAUCCAUAGAAAACCCUAUUGAUGAUUGUUCCAAUUCAGCAGUAAACUGCAGGUUUUCCUGGGAAAAGUGGUGGAGCAAAACAAAACCCCCCGACUUAUUCCUAGAAAUCAUAUUACAAACAGAAGUGAAGAUGAAUCAUUAGACAUUGUACUUCCUCUUGACAGUUUCUUUCUUUGUCUUUUCUGGAUCUAUUUGUUAUUGUUUUUUCAGAAAUAUUUCCAUCUGUCCUUAUCCACAUUCCAUUUUAUCUUUAUUGCCAAUUCUCUCAUCCACACCCUUCUCAGAUUUGCAUUUUUGUUUUUCUUCUUGAGUGACCACCCAUGUCAGCUAUUCAUUCGUGUGUGUGUGUGUGUAUCCCCCUGUCAUCUACAGUUUUGUGCUUUUAUCUUUCUCCCCUUAUAAAUACAAAAGUUUAGGAACCCUUUCCCCCCCUGGAGAAAUGCCAGGGAGAAACCAUCUUUGAAAAGGUUUGUCUUUAAAAUUAGGCUGCAUGAACAAGAGCAAAAUAGCUUCCCCACUGUGCAGAUUUGAAAUUCUGAAAUCCCAUAUCCCUCCUCUCGUUUUUAAUUCUAUAAUAUUAGCAAUAUGAGAAUCAGCCAAAUAAAAUACUUGUAGGAAUAGAACACAGUGGUCUCGUAACUUUCUUUCUUAAAAGCAUAAUAAAAGAUUAAGAAAAGACUACUUUAUGCAGGCAUUUCAGGAAAGACACCACCUAUUCCGCUCAAUCAGAACUUUGGAAACAAAAGCAUUUCCACUGUUUUGCUGUGAAAGUCUGUCAUAUGAAUGUUGUUUAUGAUUUCCUGGCGCGGAAUAAGAUCCCAUCAUUAGAACUUCUUUUAACAUGCUUUUGAAAGGCAACAAAUUUUCUUUUGGGUGGAGUAAUAUGGGGCUUACAUGCACAUUGCAUGAGCAAUAUAUGGGGUUACAUCUAAUUGAUUGAGAAAGUUUCCAAAAUGGCCACAACAGUGUGUGUGUGAAUAAAGUGUCCUGCUACAAUUUGCAGGCAUCAAUAAUAUAGCACAAUAGCUGGCCAAUUUCACCACCUAACCUUGUAGCUGCUUUUAUGCUCAGAAUAUAUAAUUGCAAAGUCAGUAAUUAUGUCUUUCAUUCUUAUUCUUUGAACAUUUGCAACAUGGAAAGUUGUAGGCGUGAAUGAAGAAAUGAGACUGUACAUGGAGUUAGGCUUUAAUUAUAGGGAGCCAGGCCGGACCACUGCUGGUACCUGCCGUCACUGCUGGUACCUGCCACUGUACACACACAUCAUGUGUGCAUAAACAGGGAGGAAAAACUAUUGGGAACAAGGUCAUCUCCCACAAUUACCUUUGUGGGACAUUGUGGGUUUUUUCCACACUAAUAAACCACAGCCAGGAAGCCAAGAACCUUGGCUUCACAUCAUAGUUUGUUUGGAGUCAAACAAACUACAAUUCUUGGUUCUGACAUUGUGGUUUGUUGCUCCUGCUUGUGCUAGGAGAGGGAGCAAAGUGGGAGCUGUCUGCAUGUUCACAUUACACAUUAACCAUGGUUUACCAUCAUGUGUGAACACAGCUAAUCAGGGCUGACCCAAGACAUUUUGGUUCCUGAGGUGAAGCACAAAAUAGCGCCCCUUCCUUCCCUGGGAAGAAGUGGGGAGUGAAGCUGCGUAUUAGGAACAAGGGGUGAAUAAAGAUCUACAUGUGAUCCUUUUCUUGAAGGCCAGAUCUGCUGCUGUCGAUUCUGCUACCUGAGGUGAUUGCCUCACCUUGCCUCAUGGAUGGGCCAGCCCUGCUGCCAAUGAAUUCCUUCAAAUUCCUUGCUUCUUGAGUAUCAAUCAGCCUUUAGAGAUGAAUAAUCAUUAUGGUCUUAGUGAGAAAGAUGAAGACUGUAAAAUGCUUGAUGAUUCACAACUUGUUUAGUGCGCUUGAUGUUUAGCUUUCCUGAUGUUUAGCAAUUGCUUCGCUUCUUUGGAUUUAUUUUUGUACUACUGUAAACUUAGGGGCGCCUCUCAUCCCACAUGUUGUGUUUAUACAGUGGUACCUCAGGUUAAGUACUUAAUUCGUUCCAGAGGUCCGUUCUUAACCUGAAACUGUUCUUAACCUGAAGCACCACUUUAGCUAAUGGGUCCUCCCACUGCUGCCACGCCGCCGGAGCACAAUUUCUGUUCUCAUCCUGAAGCAAAGUUCUUAACCCGAGGUACUAUUUCUGGGUUAGCGGAGUCUGUAACCUGAAGCGUAUGUAACCUGAAGCAUAUGUAACCCAAGGUACCACUGUAUAUGGAUUUCUUUCUGUAAAAUUCCCAUGCUACCUGCAGAAUCCGAAAGGCUUGGGUCCAGAUAUCUUAAGAGUUAUGCACCAAAAUCCUGAAUGGGUGCACAUUUUGUGCAUGAUGAGAAGCUUGUGCAUUCUGUACCCCAGUGUACACACACAAAAUGUAUAUGGACUGUUAAUCUGUAGAGUCAUUCUACAAAAGUUAGUUCUGAAAGUGUGCCAGUUGUUUGUAGUGUAUUCCAACUCAAAGCAGAAACAAUGACGUAUUUUUCCCUCUACAGAGGCAUUUCUAAGCUGUAAACACAAUGAAGGGAAGGAAACUACAAGAGUAGAAUGGAAAAAAAUUACCAAAACUGGAGUUACAUUUGUCUACUUUGAAGGUUCCUUUGUUGGUAAGAAAAUGCUUACAUUUAUAUUUGUGUGUGUGUUUACUGUGCUGCUGAGGGCUUGUGUCCUGCAUGUGAAAUGUUCCCAUGUUCAGGGUUGCAUGGAGAAAUCACAGGAUGUACAGUGUACAUGGAUUUAUUUUUUACUGUUUUAUCCAAUUCUCCUCCCAAGAAGGUCAAGAUGACGUACAUUGUUCUUUCCUUCCAUUUUAUCUUCGCUCAACCCUGUGAGUUAAGUUAAGCUAGGAGUUACCAGCUGGCCCAAGGUCACCCAGCAAGCUUCAAAGCUGAAUGGGCAUUUGAACCUGAGUCUCAUGGAUUGAACUUGUAGCUCUAGCAGCCAUUUCCAUGAUUGUGACAUCACAAUCAACUGUAGAAAUAGCUGCUGCCUGCUUUGCUGAACAAGAGGAUAGCCUGUUUGGUUCACAUGUUCCUUUUAGUCAUAGGCACAUUUCUUAAUAGAUAAAUCAAAUAAAAUUGAUUUGACUGUCUGACGUAAGAUUUAUUUAAUUAAGUGACAUUCCCUGUAUGUGUGUGUGUGUGUGUGUGUUUGUGUGUGGAGUAACUAGUUAACAAAACAUACAUAUUGCAUUCUGCUGUUGUAGAGCUCUUGUGUGUCACUGAAAAUCUCCCAUCCUUUGUUUCAAGGGUUGCUCAAACACUUGAAAGGCAAAGUCGCACAUAUGUGGCUUUCCUCCAUUUUCCAUUCGUGUUCCUGACUGUCCUGACUAACCCUUCUUCAAACAGCUAACAUCCACACUCAAGCAUCCCAUUCCAUCUGUAGCUUGGCUUACUCUGUCCUGUAGUGCUGUCUGCUGUUGUAACAGUUUUGAGGGAGAAAUGAGAAAAAGCAUGCAUCUCAUGUGUGAACCUGCCUUUAAGUCACAAAUUAGGUCUGGCACAAAAUGGCUCCUCUGCUUUCAGUGGUGUCAUUUUGAGUACGCUCUAAGCAUCUGUAUGGGGGAGAGAAUGGGGUGGGAAAUCGGGGGAUGAGGAAUUAAAGGGGGAUACUGCCAGCAGUCACAGCCCUGUAGCAGCAACCACAAAAUAUGUCCUGACAGCCACUAGCUGCUAUUUUGCUCUAACAAUUUCCCCUCAGAAAAGGAGUAAUAUGAUUAGGAUAUAUAGCAGGAGUUGCCAACUCAGUGCCUGGGAGCCAUGGCAUCCACAAAGGCCUUCAUUUGGAUUAAUAAUGGCAUUGAUAACAGGGUACUUGUGUCUUUAACAGCUGUAUGACUGAUAGUGGCUGAUAGUUCUCAUUUGAAAACAUUCUACUGCAACAUAUAAAAGCUUACAAUGUAUCAAAAUUGCAUGCAAAAUAUGUGUUUGAGACACCAAAUCCCUUAAUAAACUACCUCACAUGAAAUGGAGUGUUGGAAGGGUCUUCGGGAGAAAAUAAAUAUUGUGGGGAAUGGCAGGUAGAGAGCCAAACUGGCAUUGUAUUCUGGAAAACCAGUCUUUUUUCCCUAAUUGUUUUAUACAUUUAUAAAGCAAACUUGAGGAAGUUCCUUUCUAGCCAUUGCUCUCUGUCUUGAUUGUUUUGCAGGUGAUUUUAAAAAUCGAGGAGAAAGAGUGCAAUCAAGCAUCCGCAUUAAAAAUGUGACUAGAAAGGAUUCUGGGAAAUACCGUUGCGAAAUUAGUGCAUCCACGGAACAUGGACAACAAAUAGGGGAAGUUAUAGUCUCUCUCUUAGUGUUGGGUAAGAAUCUAAACAAAGCUAUUUUGAGGUAACACUAUUCAGUAGUACAUUUCUUCUUGCAUUUUGUUUGCCACCCAAUUACAGAAGGGGUACAAUAAAGUAUCCAGUGUGUGUGUGUGUGUGUGUGUGUGUGUGUGUUGUCUUUAAAAGAAACCCUCUGUAAAAAUAAUGUUUCAUUUUAUAUCAUUUUAUUGUUUUCUGAAAUGUACACAUCCAUUGGGCCUGGGAUAAUUUUUGUUAAAUUAAUGGUAUGAACCAGACUUUAAAGCCAACCAUUUUGUAAAGAGGUAAGUAGCUGGGAACUAAUUUUAGACAUUCUGAAAUAGAUUAUUUAAAAUGUAUGAAUGGGGUUGUAUCCAGAGUGGACUCACUGAAAAUACAUGAUUAGAUUCAUUGAUUUCAGUGGGUCUACUCUGAGGAGUAGUAUUUAGAUGUUAGUUUGAUACAACCGAUUAUAUUUUAUCUCUAGUUGUGGAAGAGAAAGUCUGGACAUAAUGCACCUCAGAUCAGUAUUUUGUUUACAACUAAAUAUUAUAUUACAUUUGCUGAUUCAUUGUUGAAACAUCUUGAACACUGGCUUACAUCAAACUUCCGUCGGACAGUGCCAUAGGCGAGGAACAAUAUGCAGACAAUGUGAUGCAUAAACCACUCAGUCCAGCUGCCUUUAUUAGAGCAACUUGUGAGCAAAUAGGCAGGUUUAGCCAUUCAGAUAUUUUACUUUGAAACAGAUCAUGUCAUUUCCUAGUCCCACCAGCUCCUCCUGCUUGUGAAGUGCCCAGCUCAGCUAUGACGGGGACAGUAGUGGAGCUACGCUGUAAAGAAAACAAUGGUGUUCCUGCGUCAAAGUACAGAUGGUAUAGGAAUGGCCUUCUUCUGCCGGAAAGCCCAGCAUUGCGGAGCAUUAAAAAAGAGAGACUUCCUUAUACCAUGAAUGCUACAACUGGAACUCUGGUUAGUGAACCUCUGCUCAAUACCACUUAUCAUUGGACUUUACUUAGCCCAAGAAAAGGCUUAACAUUCUGCUGUGGUAGUACUGAGGAAAUUCAACAUAGUAUCAGGACCCUACUGUGUGGUUUUGGUUUUUUUUGCCUCAGAGUUGCAUAGAGAUAUAGUAAAUAGGACCUCUUUCAGUCACCUUGCAUCCUACACGUUGUAUAUCUUUUGAUAUAUAGCUCAGAACCAGCAUGAUACUUUGCUGAUUCACCCAUAGGAUAAUAAAAUAGAUUGAUGAGUAUGAGAAAAUUUUAGGAAAAUGGGAUAUAUUUUACAAAGCGGAGAUACGUACUUAUCUCACCAAAUGUCUGCUGCAGUAACUGAAUUGGCUCAUCCACACUUCUAUUUGGUGAUUUCUAAGCAUGGGUCCAAGAGGUUUUUCUUUUGCACCGCUGCUUUCCUCAGGAAAACCCGCUGUUUACUGCUGAAUUGAGACAAAUGUCAAUCUGCAGAACACCCAACUGAUGUUUGUUCCAUGAACACCUCUUAUUUCUGCUACACCCCAAUUUUCAGAACUGUUUCAUUUCUCUCUCCUCCCCCUAAAAAGGUUGAAAGCAGUUUGGCCAAAAAUAUUGGUGCGCUGGCACUGCUUUGGCCACCCUCUCCCAUCCCUUAGAUCAGUUGUCACUGUCAGACUGGACAGUCAUUUUGCAUUCUGGAAAACUGUGAAAUACAGUCAUUGAUUUUCAAACAGCUUAGUUCUCGGACAUUUUGGCUCCUGAACAACACAAACCUGGAAGUGACUGUUCCAGUUUGCAAACAAUUUUGGAAGCCAAACAUCUGACGGGACUUCUGCGGCUUCUGAUUGGCUGCAGGAGCUUCCUGCAGCCAAUCAGAUGCCACACUUGGGUUUUGAAACAUUUUGGAAGUCGAACGGACUUCCGGAACGGAUUCCAUUUGACUUCCAAGGUAUGACUCUAUUCUAAAUCCACUGCACUGAUGAUGUUGGUGAUGAUGAUGAUGAUAAUGAUAAUGAUAAUAAUAAUAAUAAUAAUAAUAAUAAUAAUAAUAAUGCAAUGGCAUAAUGUACUAGAAAUGUUGUCUCAGUUUUGACUGCUCAUUCCCAUUUUUUUUGGAAUAUUCUACUUCUUUCUCUCUGUUGUUUUUUUUUUACCAGCUAUUCAAUUCUGUUUCAAAGAAUGACACUGGAGAGUACUACUGUGAAGCUGACAAUAAAGUUGGACAGCCUCAGAAAUGUUCUGUAAAGCGAAUGCAAGUUGGUAAAUGUCAAAUUCCAAUGUGACCAACCAACCUUGAGAUGAGAAUGUCUUAAUUACAAGACAGAGUUAGGAAACUAAAAUGUGUUAGUUCACCUUCCAACUUCAAACUCGGUUAUGUGGCACAUCUUUAAAGGCCCAGUUUGGAUGAUUAAUAAAAAGAGAAAAUAUUUUAAGCAAAAAAAUACAUUUUACCGGACACUGCUACAAUUUAAAGUAGGUUUUCUUGAAAAAAUAUACUGGGGGGGGGGGGCAAGAGGGCGGCCUGCAACUAAACCGUUCCCUUAAAUAGGCUAGGAGUGGGCUGGUCACAGCCCCUAAACCCCUGCCUCUGAUUGGCUUAGCUGGCGCUGUCUCCCCCAGCUGCGCCACAAGAUGGCGGCCACCAUGGAUCCAAGUGGUCAGUGCAGGACCAUUUUUAGAAAGAAGGAUCCAGGGUAGUGAGGAUUGCAACUUGAAAUGCCUUUAGAUGCACCUUUGCAGAUGAAUACGCAGGGAGCAUAUAAUAUUUUCACUAACUUCAGUUCCUGGACCAGCUGUGUAGAGUGAUUAUCUGGCCAUAGUUAUUGUAGUUUAACAAACAGUCGCUCUUCCCAGGGCUCUACCAUGCCCUAUUUGAGAGUGUAUAUAUAUAUAUAUAUAAUGAAUAUUGCCUUCUAUACUCAACCUCCAAUUUGAAAUUAUUUUUGUUUUGCUUUCCAUGCUAGAUGACCUUAAUGUAGGUGGCAUCAUAGCUGCGGUGGUCAUUGUGGCUUUGAUAAUAGCUUCCUGUGGUCUCGGGGUAUAUUAUGCACAAAAGAAGGGCUACUUUUCAAGUAAGUGAAACUUCUUCCUUCCUGGAUUGAUCAGUAAGUUCCCAUGCUUAAAUAUUUGUGAACUGUGUGGGGUUGUGGGCCGGCAGAAGCAAAGGUGGUUUUGGAGCAGAGCUAGCACACUUGGAAGGGGGUGAUAGGAAGGAGGGUGGUGGAAGGGGAUGAUAGGAAAAUAAUGGAAGGGGGUGAUAGGAAAAGGGGGUGAUAGGAAAAUAAAAGGAAAGACAAUUUUAGUCUUGGAAAUAACAGCAGAACCAGCUGCCAGAAAGCAGUACUUCUGGUCUGCGUUGAAAGCUAAUGUUUUUUCCAUGUGGAUGGAUAAUGAACAGUUCCUGUAAAUAAAAGAUGCUGCCCUUGUAAUAACAGAGAGUUGGAGUCAGCGUUGCAUGUUCUGUUUUCAACCCAGUUUUUAUUAGAGGGUGGGUAGAGAACUUAUGAUAUACAAUCUUCUUCUGAAUCUUUAUUGGAAGGCUCUAUUUUUUUUAAACCUUUAAGCUGGUGGCAAAAUGUCUAAAUAUUGCGAUUUCCCUCAGAAAAUCUAGAAUUGCUUUCUGACACCCCGCCCCCCACUUUUAACAACCUUGGAUAUUUUACAUUUGUAACUGUUCAGUUUGUGGUGAGAUUCAGCUAAGUUUUAUCCAGGGUAGGCCUAUCGAAAUUAAUGCUCCUAACUUAGUCAUGUUGAUUAAUUUCAGUGACUGUACUCUGAGUAAAACUUAGCUGACUCCCUAGAGCCAGCCCACCCAUGAGGCAGGGUGAAGCAGCUGCCUUAGGUGGCAGAAGCACAAAAGGCAGCGUCCCAUCUGCCCCACCACUUUUGGUACUUGGUGUUGCCACUUGUCCACCCAGCCCCUGGGAUGGAGAAGGUGAGUGUCAAGGCAUUGUGGAAUGCUUUUCCUUUUGCCAAGUGUUGGCCAGGGUGGUGUUCCACCACCGAUGGAAAUUGGAGGGGGGGUACAGUGGCAGGGGACAAGAGGGGCACAUUCCCAUUUUGCCUCAGGUGGCAAAAUGGGACAGGCUGCCCCUGUGACUGCCAUUCAAUAACAAACAGUCAUGGAUUAAAGUACACUAAAUCUUAAUCUACACUAGACUGCAGAAUUUUACCUCGAUGGAUUUUUCACAUGGUGUUGAAUUUAGGUACCAUUUAAAGCCAGGAUACCUGCAGCCAGUUCUGGCAUCACUGCAACAGGCUGGGACACCUUUGUUAGGAAAUUCUCCUGGGAGGGGGGGAGACGGCAGACCCCCAGUACCUCCGAGUGUCUCCCAGUGGGCACGUCUCUGGAAUGGCAUGUCCCUUCACUCCAGAGUACCCCUCUGCGACACUUCAUAUAUGAAAAGUGCACCCAAGUCUUCUGGCAUCACACAGUAAGAAGAUAGAAACAUCCGUAGGUCUAAACUACGCUUUAUUCACAAUAUAUACAGAGAAUCCAUAAUCACGUCUGUGCUCUCCAAACUCUGGCAGAAACAGAAAGCAUACAGCAAAAGCGAAAGUACAGUCCAAUAACACUCACAGACGGAAGAGAUAAGACAGUCUUCCUUUCCCAAACUCUUCUCAGACAUCUCAUGUGAUUUAUACUAAUCACACUAGUCAGCAUCGGCUACGUAAAAUCCUAACAACCUUAUUCCCAUGGUCUUCCUUCAUGCCAGUUGGCUUAUAACCGUAUGGAAGAUCCACAUGGGAAAUGAGAUCAAUGCAGCUCCCCAGCAAAGAGAUUUCUACCUGACAAUAUUCACAUGGAAAGGAAAUUGUUGUUUCCACAAUGGUUGCUGUUCUCUGUAUCUGAUGUUACUGGCACAGUGUGGGACUGAAGCCUGGGACUCCCAGCUGUUGCUGAAGUUGUUUAUGUGGUGAGCUUAAUGCAACCGAGUCAGGUUUAGUACGUUUCCACAGCCAUUGUAAAAAGCCAUCAGCACACAGGAUAGACAGGACAGUUUCUCGUGGGUUCAUUUGCGAUACGUAACGAAAUAUAUUUCACUUGUCUAAAAGCCAGUCAGUACAUGUAGACAGUAUUUCAGUAAAAGCUCAAACACCAUGGUUUCUGCCCUGUUAUAUCGCGUUGCAGAUUUUUGGAGGCAAGUUUUGAUAUGAAAUUUCUGCUGAAUUUGAUUAGCCAGCUCCCUCUGCUGGGUAACAAUGAGAGUGCAUCUCCCUGUCCCCCAAAUAUUUCUUUCUAUCUUUAAAAUAAAUGUUUUAUUUUCCCAGAAUCAGGGUUCAUCCACAUUCCUCUUUGCCCCGUGAUUUCUAGGCAUGGGUCUGAGAAGUUUUUCUUUCGCUAGGAAAACCCGCUGUUUACAGCUGAAUUGGAACAAACAUCAAUCCACAGAAAACCUAAUUGACGCUUGUUCCUAUUCUGCAGUAAACCACGAGGGACAAAAUAACCAUCUAACUGAACAGUGAGCUGUAAGAUAGGACCAUUUUUGUCCUAGGAGCAAUUAGGAAGAAGUCAGGCAUCUUCAGAUCCCACGUAGACCAAAUAAUUAAGUAGUAAUUUAUUGACUACAUGUUACUUUGUAAUCUAGCAAUAAAUGAUUACUUAGGAAUUUCUUGGCAACUUAUUUUGUAAGUUGUCUUGACAAAUUAUUUUGUAUUGCCCUACAUACUGUGGAAUUUUUUUUAUAUAUAAUGAACUGACGUGGCUUCCUUUCUAGCAUUUAUAGAGUGCAGCAUAGUCUACAAAGAAUUGUUUUAGAAUCUUUAUUUUGUUCACACAUGCAGCAAUCUAGUGAGUGGGGCACAGGAGGUAGUGAUUGAACAUCUAGUCAGAAGGCCACAUCUGACUACAGAUGUAAACUACAGAUCACAUAAUAUAAUUAGCUUCAAAUUAUUUAACCACAUCUUUCUCACAGAGAAAGGAGGAAAAACAUAACCAAGCUACAUAAAAGGUGGGUGAAUGUAUGGAAAAACCCUGCUUUAAAUGGUCUUAAAUAUAACUUUUAUUAACACUUAGCUGGGUGAUCUGAUUGGGAAUAUCUGGAAAACCUGAUGUUUGUCUGAAAGUAAAUAUCUGCAAGAUUAGAAGGAAAUAUGUGAUCAUAUAUUUAUGGCAGUUGUUCCAGAGACUGGUGUAAAGUGUGCAGUUAGGCAGUGUGAAGUAUGGAGAAUGACCCUUGCUUAUCUUUCUUUUCCUGUUUUCUUAUCCCCCAGAAGCACAUUCUUCAGCGUAAGUAUAUUUAUUUUCCUUUCUGUUUGCCACUUUUGAACAGCUGAAACAUUGACUAUAGUUGCAACUGUUGAUCCAAGGAUCAAUAGUUCUGCACUAUUGUGCAGAAUCCCUUGCAUUAGUCAUAUUGGGUCGAAUCCAAACUUCUCCUUCCAUCCACAGGUGAUUUUUGAUCCUGGAUGGAAGGAUCCAGCUGACAGUAGAGGGCGAGGAGGCAACUUUUGCCAAUCCCCCUCCAGUGCCAUCUCCCACACUGUUUCGCUUGUAUGUCUGCCUGUUACAACUCCCUGAAGCAUUUCCUCAGAAAGCACAAGGGGCUGUAGGGGGUAUGGGGGAAAAACUCCCUUUCUCCCUUUUGCUAGCUGGAGCAAAAUCUGGAUCCAAGCCAUUUCAUUUCCUAGCCUAUAAUACCUAAAGCUGGGCUCGGUUGGCUAAUAUUUUAAGAGGGUUCCAGUCGCCCAUUGGCUACUAAUUUGAAGAAGCAAUAAGGAGGCCUUGAACAGUCUUCCCUAUAAAGGAUUGCACCAUAGAACCAUAGAGUUGAAAAGGACCCUGAGGGUCAUCUAGUCCAACCCCUUUCUCUGAGCAGACUCACUGAAACCAGUGGAUCAGAUUUAAAUGAGUGUAUUCUCAGUAGAACAAAACACUGUAUACAUUCAGUACUUCCCUCACUGAAAAUGUACAAGGCAAUUUCUUUCAAAGUUCAUAUGCAUAUAUGCCAAUGUUUUCUUUGUUAAUAAGAACACAGUGAAACAGCUACUUUACAUGGUUGCUAAAGCAAUAUUGUCUAUAUUUUGAAACCCAUGUAACAGACGUAUCUGGAUAAAAUUACUUAUGUUUAAAUAAAAAAUAGUAUAGGGUUUAAUUCAAUUAUAAUAUGAUUUAUAAUGUGAUCUUGUGGGUAUUGCUUCUGUAACAGUUAGACAAAAAUUAAUUUAACGUUAAGCCCCAAAUUUAGAAAUAAUACGAUUGACUUCUUGGUAAAGGUAAAGGGACCCCUGACCAUUAGGUCCAGUUGUGACCAACUCAGGGGUUGCGGCGCUCAUCUUGUUUUAUUGGCCGAGGGAGCCGGCGUACAGCUUCCAGGUCAUGUGGCCAGCAUGACUAAGCCACUUCUGGCGAACCAGAGCAGCGCACGGAAACGCCGUUUACCUUCCCACUGGAGCAGUACCUAUUUAUCUACUUACACUUUGACGUGCUUUCGAACUGCUAGGUUGGCAGGAGCAGGGACCGAGCAAUGGGAGCUCACCUCAUCAUGGGGAUUCAAACUGCUGACCUUCUGAUCGGCAAGUCCUAGGCUCUGUGGUUUAACCCACAGCGCCACCCGUGUCCCUAAUUGACUUCUUACAUGCAGGCAAAUUCCCAGUGAUGGGGAGCCUGUGGCCCUCCAGUUCUUGUUGGGACUCUAUACUCUCACUGUCCCUGAACCAUUGGCCAUGCAGGCUGGGGAUACUGGGAGUUGGAAUCCAAUAGCAUCUGCAGAGCCACAGGUUCCCUUAUCCUUGCGCUAAGCACUGAAUCAAACUUUUUUUAAAAAAUAAAAAUAAAAAUCCAAGCAAAUUCAGUAGAAACAUGAAUGUAUGGAAAACAAAACUCUAUAUAAGUAAUGUGCAUGAAAUGCCCAGAUAAAACAGUAUACUUUCUCCCACUUUUGUUUUGCUAGCAGGAAGAACAAAGCUGCAAACAGUGAAAAGGUGAGCAUUCUGUAUCUAUGCGGUAGUGGCACUGGCAAGAUUAAUUCACCCAUUAUGUCUGCUUCAGGAAGGGUGGAGAUAAUGUACUUUCUCAUGCCACAACUCUAAAGUACAGAACGGCUAAGAGCACAGCUAUUCACCCAGACAACAUGGUAAACUGGACUGCAUCAAUUCAGAUGCAGGGGGCAAGGAGGGAAUUAUCUUUGAACGUUCUUCAGUAUAAAAGCGUCCCGUAAAAAGCUGGCUAGCAUAUUAGGGAAGAAAACUAUGCUUGGCUACUAUUUACAGAAAGUUGUUUUGAAUUAUGUCCCCGCAUAAUGUCCCAUCUGACCUGGUAGAGAAUAGCAAGAGAUGCAUCAGGUUAUUUCUGUUGGCAUCUUACUCAGCUGUACGCUCCUCUAUACAUCAUACCAGUAGUUAUAGAAAGGAGCAUUUGUAGAAAGAGGCUAUUUCCAGCAGUCUUGUUACAUACUGAAUACAUACCAGCUCUCAGGAAGGUGCGUCUCCAUCUAGUGGCAAGUUCAUGAAUUUCUAUAGCCUUACCCAGAUUACAGUGGUGCCUCGCAAGACGAAAUUAAUUCGUUCCGCAAGUCUCUUCGUCUUGCGAGUUUUUCGUCUUGCGAUGCACGGUUUCCCAUAGGAAUGCAUUGAAAAUCAAUUAAUGCGUUCUAGGAAGCCGCCUUCAGACCAGGUCCGGGGACAGUCUGUCCCCGGACCUCUUCUGAAGGCUGGGGGGGCAAGGGCUUUCUUCCACCCCAGCAUUUUAAAAACCCGGGACAGCGGAGGACUUCUCCGCUGUCCAGGCGAUCUUAAAAUGCUGGCGGGCGGCAUUUUAAAAUCACCCGGGACAGCGGAGGACUUCUCCGCUGUCCGGGGCAAUUAAAAGCCCCUGGGAAGGCAGGCAGGGGGACAAGACUUUGCCCCCGCCAGCCUUCAGAAGAGGUCCUGGACCUCUUCUGAGGCGGGCGGGGGCGAAGUCUUGCUCCCCGCCUUCAAAGCCCUCCGGGACAGGCAGGCAGGGGAGCAAAGACUUCGCCCCCCGCCCGCGUUCAGAAGGUCUUGCCUCCCCCCGCCCGGCCCGGAGCACCGUUCCGAAGCCGGGCGGCAGCGGAGGUCUUCCCUCCCCGCCCGGCUUCGGAGCACCGUUCCGAGCCGGGCGGCGGCGGAGGUCUUCCCUCCCACCGCCCGGCCGGAGCACCGUUCGAGCCGGGCAGAGGCGGAGGUCUUCCUCCCCCGCCCGGCCCGGGCACCGUUCCGAAGCCGGGCGGCGGCGGCAGGUGUUCCCUCCCCCGCCCGGCCGGAGCACCGUUCCAGCCGGGCGGCGGCGGCAGGUGUUCCCUUCCCCCGCCCGGCUCGGAGGAGCCUUCCGAGCCCGGCGGCGGCGGAGGAGGUGUCCCUGAGAUUUCCCUAUGGGCUGUCGUCUUGCGAGCAAGCCCAUAGGGAAAUUCGUUCUAUGAGCGCCUCCAAAACGGAAAACCCUUUCGUCUAGCGGGUUUUCCGUCUUGCGAGGCGUUCGUCUUGCGGGGUACCACUGUACAUAUUAAAUACUGUUGUUUUCUCGCACUCCUGACAACUUGUAGGAUCAGUGUUAACACACAAAGCAGUGGUAGAUGUCAGCCAUACUAAAGUUUUUCACACUGCAUGACCCUGUGAGAGAUGGCUAGAUAGGAUGGUUUUCACCAAACUCCCUUCUACAUAUAAGAUCAAGGGGAGGGAGGGACUUCAGUGGGAAUCAGUCUGUAUACAUGGAGGAAGCUUUGUAGUUAUUUUUUACCAUCAUAGUGACAGCAUAGAACCACUGAAAUGGCAACAAGCUUAGGAUACAGUCCACAUUGAGAUUUAUUCAGCUGAUCUCAUGCUCAGGUGGGGAUGCAUGGAUUAAAGAGCGUUUGCUUCACAUAUGAGUCAGCUUGUAGAGUUCUUUUCACAAUAUGGAUGACACAGAAAACUGCUAAACCAGGGGUGGAUAACGUGUGGUUCUGCAGAUGUUGCUGGACUUCAGCUCCCAUCAGCCAUGCAGAUGGAAGUUGUAGUCCAACAUUUGGAGGGCCGCAGGCUUAGCUACCCCUUAUGUAAUGCAUAGGACCUUCCAGAUGUCUUGGACUCCAAUUCCCAUCAUCAUCAGCCAGCAUUGCCCAUAGUUAGGGAUAGCUGGAGUCUGCACCUUGUGCUCUCAUAAUUAUUAGUGGUGAAUGGAUAUUAGUACAAAACCUUCUACUGCAACUAUCUGAAUUAUCUCAACAGUUCUUCUUUCCGUUCCUUAGGAUUUCAAGCACACCAAGUCCUUUGUUAUUUAAAAGAAACCCACCCUCUGAGGAACACCAAAUGAGCAUUUGCUGGAGCAAACUAUCAAAGGGAUGCUUGGACUCUAUUAUAUAAAUAUUAAAGAGUGGUACAUGCAAAAAAUAAACCAAUGGCAAAGCCAAGGCACUACUGCUAAAAGCUGAAGACACACGAUUGUCAAAAGUUGUUUUAACGUAGUUUGAUAGUGCUUUUCUAACCUGGUGGUUGUAGAUUACGCAAUUGUAAGGGGUUUCUUACUGUGUAAUGUCCCCAAAAGGAUAGGAGAGGAGGUGAUGAAGUGCACAAUUCUAGUCGCCACAUCUCAAAAGGAUACCAUGCAACUAGAAAAGGUGCAACCAAAAGAUCAAAGGACUGGAACAACUCCUCUAUGAGGAAAGGUGACAGAUUUAUAAAAUUGUUGAGGAAGUGGCUGAAGUACGCCCCCCCUCAUAACUCCAGAACUUCUGUGCCAUCCAGUGAAGGUAACCAGAGAGUCUGAACAGAGAAAAGGAAAUAGUUCUUUACACCAUACAUAGCUAACUUGUGGGUUUUGCUGAGCGCAACCAGUUUUGAUGUCUUUAAAAGGGAGCUAUACAAACUAAUGGAUGAUAUGAGUUAUAAUUGGCUAUAUAUUCUUUUAUGAUGCCAGUUGCCUGGGAGUAAGUGGAGAGGACAAUUGCCUUCAUGUCUUACUUGUGGGCUACCUAGAGGUCUCUGGCUGGUGACUUUGGGAAACAAGAUACUGGAUUAUAUGAAGCCAGCCCUCUAGGAAGAACUGUCAGGAGUAAGUAGCCUGAUCUGGUCAUUACUGCCCUUGGCUCCUUUGGGAAGGGCAGGAUAUAAAUUUAGUAACUUAAAUAAUUUAACUAUUCAGGGCCAAUAUUUUGGGCUGGGGCAUAGAUGCCUCUAAGGAAGAUUUGUCCUUUUCUCCAUUGUGCAGGUCAAGACAACUGCAACUGCUACCAUACUUGUUAAUGUUAAGGGCAUAAUUCUACCAGCAAGCGGGCUGUGGGAAGAACUGCGCAGUAGGAACAGUAUUGACAUGUUGACCUUAUUUUCUCUACUCCUGCAUCCUGGUCCAGGAUAGGUAGAACCUCAAAAGACAUCAUGUGUAGAGUGAGUGAGGAUUUUUCCUUGUUCUAGAGUAGAAGAUCUACAUGUGAUGUCUUGCCCUAUAAACAACUUUAUUCCAGCCUGCUUGUAAGCUAACUUUAAAGGCCUAAAUGGCAGAAAGGCAAUAUAUGAAUCAAUCAAAUAAAGAGCUCUGAAGUUUAAGAGCUUUUUACUCAUAAUUUUUGUGGAACAUGAUAGGUUCCACAGCCAAGAUCAGAAUAAUAUUGUUCAAAGCCGUUUUUGCCUCCACUAUUUAAAUGUCUUGACUCUUUCAGUCUAUCUAAACAAUAACAAAAUUAUGCAGGUAUAGGUCUGUUGAAGUGUAGUGCAUUCUUACUACUGCUCAUUUUUCGCCCCUUAAACCCUAUUUAUGAUUUAUUUUCUGAAGACUGUACAUUUUGCCUGAGAAGAAAUCCUUUUCACCACUCAAUGCUAACGAAUGCCUUAAUUUUUUUUUAUAAAAAUCUCUUGGAUGGUAUUAUAAAUAAAUCACAUAUGCUUUGUUACUAGUGUGAUCAUGAUACUGAUGCUUAAGACAAAACAUGGGUAUGAAUGUUAGGUUUCUUAAAUAAAAAAAAAGCAAGACAAAUUCCUAAGCCGGAUUCUCAUCUCCACCCAAGAACCUUAAACCUCACAGCUGGCUAUAAUUUCAUGCCCUAACUUUGUUCUGUCGACAUUGUUAGCCUCACCAUAUUAUAAGUAUCUUAUUAGAGAUGUGAGAAAUGUGGUUACUGCUCCUAGGCUAGGGAUGGGGAGCCUGUGAUGCUUUAGUUGUUGCUGGAUUGUUGAUGGACCCAAGACAGCAUGGCCAAUGGGCAUAGAUGGGAGCUGCGGUAAUGCAACAUCUAGAAGUCCACAGGUUCCCCAUGCUUCCUACAAGCAUUAAUAGUGUAAUGUGAUGCUUUUUGUUUCAAGGAUAAAAACCUUGUAUAGGAAAACCUUAGAUCCAAGUAUAGAUCUCAAAUUAAUAUGCAGUCAGUUCUGAUCAACCAAGUAAUCAAUUAUCUGCAUUAUACGCAUGACUAUGACUAAUUGUCAAAGGUUGGCCAAAGCUUCAGGUACUAUUUACACAAUUUUCCUGUGUAAACUACUCAAUUAUUUCAAAUUUCUUUCCCAAUAUAGCAACUAUUUUCAAGCACAUUUGCUCGUACCAGUUGGUGUGGACUUUUCAGUUAUUAAUUUAUUUUUAAAAGCAUGCCACCAAACUUUCAAGAACAAGUAUGGAGUUGCAAACAUUUACCAUUAAUCAUGUGUUCCUCCACCCUGUACACAUUUCCUUAGAAGCAAAUCCUACUCAUUUCAAUGGCAUCCAUUAAGUAAAGGCAAAUAUUAUAUAAGGGUGCCAGUCAACAGUAAAUCAAUGAAAGGCAAAGAAACUAACUUAAAACAUUUUAUAUAUUAUUUCAACUAUUUGAGGAGUUUUAUUUUAACAAAUGUAGUCUAUUCAAUAGUCUGAUAGACCACAUUUUCCAUCUACAGUAUUAUAUUGACAGGCUCCUGACUCUGCUUGUAUGAAAGAUAUGAGCAGUGUUAAAUGAAAUUAAUUAUUGAAUCACCCUGUAUUUCAAUUCAAUUCACUGAGUGAUAACACUUAUGUAACCAAGUGGAAACAACCACAUACUCAGAAUGUGCUGGUACCUCUUCUUGUAACUCCAGGUUUUUUGGAAACCCUUGAGCCCACCUCCUAAAACCCGGCAGCAAUACCAAAAGAAUACAAAGAAGCUGAAAAUGGGGUGGGAAUGGAAUGGCUAGAAAAAUAUGAUGGGAGAAAAAGGAUACUAAAAACACUAAAGCUAUUUUUGAACAGCCUUGGGACUGGAGAGCAGAAGGAAAGCAUGCUGGCUUCUGCUACUUGCCAGAAGACCUAGGGCCCCUGGGAAGCUGCCCCCACCCUGCCUAUGAGGAAUAGCAUCAUGGUAAGAAGAUGACUCACCUAGCCCUAUCCACUAGCCAGAGGAGGAGCUGCAAGGCACUCGCCCUCCAUCCACUGAAGAAUAUUCAGCUCCAACCACCCAGCGGCCCUGCAAAAGCAAGGGGACCUUAUCCCCUUGGUCAAAGAAACAAGAGCUACCAAUUUCAUUUCAAGCAAGAACACCAGCAAGAGAAGAUCAACCUGACUUGAAUUGGAUAGAAGUGCCCUCUUACAGCUCACCCCUUUCAUCUGGCCUUGGAAAACUAUCUUCUACCUUUCCCUGCUCCCACUCGCCUUUCCAUGUGUGUGUUCUUUUAGUUUGUAAACCUGAUGGCAGGGACAGUCUCUUUUUAUUGAAGUGAGCCACUUUGGGAGACUGUUAUUGUCUGAGAGUGGGAUAAAAGCAGUAAAUAAUAUUUUAUUAUUGCAGAAGCAAUAUUUUAACACAGCUGAGACUGGGCAUCAACUAUGUCCGCUGCCUAAUCCUAAAGGAGGAAAAACCCAAACAGCCCAAUGAAGUCUGAGAAUACAGACUGUUUGUUGGAGGAAAACAAGGUGAGGGACAGUGGAAUGAAGCUGUCUUUCCAAUGAGCAAACAAAGCACAGAUUUACAUUCAAGAGAAUUCAAAUAUUCACAUUUGAACACUGAACUGUUUAUUUAAAUUACAACCGUGGGCCUAAUCAACACCUCCAGCCACAUUGCUGCUGCUUGUGUACUUGCUAUCACAUCACUUCUGCUCCUCUUCAAAUUUGGGCUCUGUCAUAUAGGAAAAAUGAAAGGAAGUGUCAGUUUAUUUUCAAAGUGAAGUUUUCUAAAUAGAUAGUUUUACAACUUGAUUCUAUUGUCAAUUUGCCAGAAAUUAAGAACUGCAGCUUUAGCUACACAAAUCUGCAAGAGAGGAGAGGGCCCAUCAGCACUCUUGGAGCAUAACACUUAUUCCUUUUUAAAUGCAGGUUCUCCACAGAUGAACAGAGUCUACUUCAGUGUAAAUGGUGCAAAAGCCACACUUGCUUCCAAGGCAAGUUCCUACUACAUGUAAAUAUUAGCUGCUUUACAAAGAGAUGCAUAGAGAGUAUAUGUAUAGUUUAUUGUUGUUUCAGCCAUCAUUUCCCACAGGGUAAAUAUAUACACUAAUGCAAUACUGAGGAACAACAUCAACCAAAAUAUCUAUUUAUAUUAAAAUAUACAUGUAACAACAACAACAAUUUAAUACACAAAAUGUAUAAUAUACCAAAGGUUAAGAAAUGAUAAAAAAUUAAAAUACAAAUGGUUCAAGGAAUUAAUAAUUAAAAUCAUCCAGCUGCAUAAACCCAGAAAACCAAUAGGAACUAAAUUGUUUUAAAAUAAAGACGUUACACUGU